Molecule: messenger RNA, 2354 nt
Organism: Drosophila ficusphila
Lineage: Eukaryota; Metazoa; Arthropoda; Insecta; Diptera; Drosophilidae
Gene: Qsox1
Product: sulfhydryl oxidase 1
Exons: 2
Coding region: 146-2059 (637 amino acids)
Biological process (GO): protein folding
Cellular component (GO): Golgi membrane
Molecular function (GO): protein disulfide isomerase activity; flavin-dependent sulfhydryl oxidase activity
Source: RefSeq, a predicted model, not a curated record
AAAGCAGUUAAUCAAACCCAUUUGCGACCGUAAAACAUUCCAAACCCAAUGCUUCGCAGAAGUUGAAUCUUAUCGCAGCAGUCGCGAUUUACAUUCCGUACGAAUCGCAUCCGCUCCCGUAAAUUAGGAAAGAGAAACCCGUAAAAUGUCGGUGGAGCACCAGGUGAUUCUGGCCAUCAGUCUGCUUUUCGUUGCCUCCGCGUCUGCUGGCGUUCCCCUUCCGCGAUACGAGGCGCUCCUUAAGCAGCAAUCCGCACCGGUGGACGCCUCCUCAGGUCUCUAUGACGAUUCGGACAAGGUGGUCCGUCUGACGGUAGACAACUUCAAUGCCACCGUGGUGAACCAGAAUCGAGGGGCACUUGUGGAGUUCUACAACACCUACUGCGGGCAUUGCCGCCGGUUUGCACCUACCUACAAAACUGUAGCGGAGCACCUGUUGCCCUGGUCCGAGGUCCUCUUCGUGGCGGCCAUCGAUUGCGCCGCCGAGGAGAACAAUGGCAUUUGCCGAAACUACGAGGUGAUGGGCUAUCCCACACUGCGUUACUUGGGUCCCGGUUUCCAGCCGAGUGAGCAGCAUUAUGGACAGAAUCUGAUGACCCAGGACAUGACCGAGAUCCGUGAACUGUUGGCGGGAAUGGUGGCCGCCGAGAACUUGACGAGCGGCCACAACAACUCCUACUGGCCCAACUUCCACUACCUCACCGAGAACGAUUCAGUCAGCGGCUUAUUCGAAGGUCUCAGCAGCGCCAGGCAGUACGUGGCAGUGGUCCACGAACCGGAGAACACCACGCUGGGCAUUGAGGUGGCUCUAUUCAUGAUCCAAUGGCCAGCGGUGGAGGUGCGCCGCGUCAUUGAUCCUGCGGUGGCCGCCAAAUUCAAGAUUGAUCCCGCCAAUCAGCCUAUUAGCUUGGUGAACCGUCAGGGCGAAAUCACUGCCUACUCGCCGGAAUUUGCCAACGGUGAAUCCUAUGCCAAAAAACUUGAGGAAGAGCUGGGCAAGAAGAAUGUCACGCCGAGGCCAGUAAAAGUGCAUAAAUCAGUGGUCACGACGGCACCCAAGGUCGAUGGACAGAGCGAACUAAUUGAUGAAGUGCACCGGAAUAAGCAUUUCGUCUACCAGGCGGAUCUCGAACAGGCCGUUCGCACGGUGCUGCACAAUGAGGUUUCGAAGGUGAGCGAGAUCAACGGCGAGAAGCUGCUCGCUCUCCAGCGUUUCCUGGCUGUGCUACAGCGCUACAAUCCACUGGGCGCCAGUGGGCAUAGGUUGGUGGCCAAGUUGAAGGACUACGUGGUGCAGUUCAACGAACAGCUGACGGGUAAGCAGUUCGAGGAGGAACUAAAGCGUCUGGAGGAACAAAUGUCGCCGGUCUACUCUUCCACCCAUUUUGUGGGAUGUGCUGGCUCCAGCGCUCGUUACCGCGGAUUUAGCUGCUCCCUGUGGACACUCUUCCACUUCAUGACCGUCCAGGCGGCCAACAACGAGGAGGCCACGGAUCCCCUGGAAGUCCUGCAGGCCAUGCAUGGCUACAUCAAGAACUUCUUUGGCUGCACCGAGUGCUCCGAGCACUUUCAGACAAUGGCGUCGAGGCGAAAAAUCUGGAGUGUACCAAACAAGGAGGAGGCAGUUCUCUGGCUGUGGGCCGCUCACAAUGAGGUCAACCAACGACUUGCCGGCGACGCCACUGAGGAUCCGGAGUUCCCAAAGAAGCAGUUCCCUACGCCAAAUAGCUGCAGCGAAUGUUACCGGUCCCCGGUUUCCAAGUCGGAGAACCUAGAGAUCGAAUGGAACAAGGACGCUGUGUUGAGCUUCCUCAAGAAUAUACACAAUCCGCAGUUUGUAAGCCGGUACGGCGUGCAGCGGGAGGAGUUGCUGCAUCCUUCGCCAGAAAAGAUGCGGCAGAAACGCCAGAUCUCCAACGUAUUUACCGACAUCGACAUGCGGAUGGGCAUGUUGCUGUACGCCUUCUGCAUCGUGAUGAUGGUGCUGGCCUUCAAGCUGUUCGCCUUCAAGGGAUACCGCAAGAAGCCCUAUGGUCACGACCUUUUGGGCAAGGUGUAGGUCAAUCCCCGGAAACGCUUCCAUUAAUUCUAAACAAAUGACACCGAGCACCGAGAACCGGAAUUUACUACGACCACCUUUUGCUUGUUUCGUAUUCGUGGCACCUAGAGUUAUGUUUAAGAUUAAAGUGUGUGUACAUAUCAACAGUCUUCUUCCAGUUUUAGUCCCUAAACAUAAUCGCUUUUUUACAAUGACAAGGCACCUGAUUGUUUUAUAUUUUAGGUACGCAAAUGUGAUUUAUCCCUCCAGAAGUAUGUAUCUCCCGAGUCGGUUUGAAUAAAAACGAUCAAUGCUA